UCCUUCAUGCUCUGAGUUCGUUGACAAGACGUUAUCUAGCUUGCUUUUAGCGUUAAGCACAACUACUUAGUGUACUUGUUACGGACGGAGGAGGGGGGGGGGACAUUUUGCUCGGCGUUCGACUUGGAUCGACCUUAACAGGUGGCCCUGUGGAGAAACCAGGAGGUGAACAUGAGCACGCUCUCCUCAGAAAAGAAGCCACUUGUAGAUUAUGGUGUCCAGAUUCGCUUCAUCAAAGAUCUUCAUGACACAGGCGGGGGCUACCCCGAAAAGACCAGAGGAGGCAACGCUGCAACUCCCCCUUCAAAUAAAUAUGGGGUGGCCGUGAGGGUUCAGGGUAUCUCUGGGCAGCCAUACGUGGUGUUAAAAGAUGGCGAGAAGGGCGAUUCAUAUGGGGUACAGCUGAAGACGAAUGCCCAGCAUCCAGCCUCUCGCUCUGGGUCCGUUUCACCACACACCAGCCAGACAAAAAGCCAGGAAGCAGACGUGACAAACCCGUACUCCCCAGUUUGUAACAAGAGCAACUCUCCCAUUUCUCCACCGGAUUAUGAGGACGGAGAGAUAUUUGGCAGCCCUCUUAGGAGACCUCCUGGCGAUGGGCAAGCAGGGAGCCAGGGGGAGGCUGAGGGGGGAGCUGGAACAGAAGCACAGGUGGAGAGGACCAAGAUUGAAUCCCAACCCAAAGCCACAGCCAAUGGGAUGCAGAAAAUUGCUAGAGAGUGGGACAGUAGUGAAGAGUUCAAUGAGGCUGGCUUGAAACCCGUUAAACUCAGGGUUGGACGCAAAGUGGUCGAGAGAAAUGGCAUAAGUUUCACCGGGUCACUGGGAAGACACAGUGGGAAGAAACUAAACCUUAAUGCUUUAUCUGCAUCUUUCCCUGAACCUCCUCCUCCGGUGUCAAUUGAGGAAGUGCCCGUUUCGGUAGACACCAACUCACUGGCCCCCAUCAACAAGCUCAUUAGCAAGUUCAACAGCAGCCCGACAGGCAGCACCACGCAGGCCAGGGGGCGCUCUGGAGCAAGGCAGCGACUCAGGUUCGAUGAGCGUAGGCGAUCUCGAAGUCUGGACGCUCGAAAAGACCACCUAGCUGAGGUUUCCCCUCCCUCUCCCUCUUCUCCCACUCCCAACCCCUACGCUAUUCCUCUCUCUCCUCUUUCCACCCCCUACGAUUUUUCAACGCCGUUUGCUCCGGGGAGCGGCAGCCUGAGAAAGAGCCCUGCCUCUGUUGCCACAGUGACGGCACUCGCUGCCCCCAAGCCGGGCGUUACGUCUCUAGGGAGGUUUGUUGCCAAGGACACCCCUCCAGCCAUCCCAAAAAAACCUGACAUACCCACCCCGCUGAGAGACCAGAGUCAUAAAGUGGAGGUCAUCAGCAGCGAGGAAGAACAAGCCAAACAAGUCAUCUACAACAUCCUCAAAGAGGGGACAGGUGAGAGUGACUCGUCCAUCAAAAGAAAGGUCAACCUCGUCUAUGAGAAGACGAGCAGGAUUAAGAAGGCAGGAACUGAUGGAGGCAUAAAAAAGGAGCUUGGAGAAAAACUGCCUGAGAAUAUCCAUCUUCAGAAACAACUCAACCGCUGCAAGACAGAACUGCAGAAGGCCCAGAAUGAACUGGCGGAGGUGCGGAUGGCCAGGGAGGGCGCAGAGUCUCGUCUGCGUCAGCAGGAAGACCAGCUGGCUGAGCUUCAGGAAGAACUAAGGAGGGUGUCAGAAAACUCCCCUCACACAGACUCACUGCAGAUGGAUGUGGUGACCCUGCAGGCGGAUCUGGCUGAGGUGGCCAUGUUGCGUCAGCGUCAGGAGGAGACAUUGCACCAGCGGGAGCGGGAGCUGACGGCCCUGAAGGGGGUGCUGAAGGAAGAGGUGGAGUCCCACGACAGAGAGAUUGAGGCUCUGAGGGAGCAGUACAGCCAUGACAUGGAGAACCUGAGGAGAACCAUGGAGCAGGUCACAGAGUCCCAAGAGCAGAUAGAAGAGGAGAGGCAGAGGGUGAAUUCGUCCAUGCUGACCCUGGAAGGGGAGCUCGACAGCUGCAGGGAACAGGAAGACCAAUGGAAGGUGCAGCUGGAGGCCAUGACACAGGACCUCCAAAGCACCAAGGAAGAGAACAAGAAGCACAGCGGCAGUCAAACGCUCCUGAAAUCUCGUUUGGAGAAAGAGGAAUUUGAGGGAGAGCUGAAGGAUCUGCAGGAUUCACUGAUGGCCAUGAAGAAACAGCUGCCUGGCUUGGAGGAUGAGCAUUCGUAUGCAGAGGACCUUCGGCGUUGCCAUGACGAUCUGAAGCGGGCUCGUGCAGAUUUGGACAAACAAAGAGGCGAGUUUGACAGGAGGAGCGAGGAGCUUCAGGCCCUGAAGAGAGCAAGUGAGAAGCGGGAGGCUGAGCUCAGGUCGGAGAUUGACAGGUUGAAGGACCAAUCGCAGAGGGACAAGGCUGAACUGGAAAAGGCAAAGGAGUCAUUAGUUGAAUCCUCAACAAGGACUCCAGUGGACCAGGGGACUAACCAGGAGCUUCAGGAAGCGAACGCACGCCUGAGAGAGAGGCUGUCUCGAAUGACGAGGCUUCACUCCAGCAUGCCCCUGAGCUCCGGGACAGAGAAGGCCAUUGAGGCGCUGGAGGACGAGAACCGCUCCCUGAAGUCUCAGCUGGAAGAGGCCAAGAGAGGAGUUGCCCGUCUGAGUAAGGAGAGAGACGAGCUGAACCGUCGGCUGGAGGAGAGAGAUGUGGAGAGAGAGGCGUUGCGGAGAGGCAAGAGCGACCUGGAGGAACAGAAGAGGCUGCUGGACCGUGCCCUGGAGAAGAUUAACAAGGAGAUGGAGUUGAUGAUGGGCGAUUCCCAUCAGUCGGUGGCAGCCCUGCAGACGCAACUGGACGAGUACAGGGAGCGCUCCAGAAAGGAUCUGCUGGACGCUCAGCGCAACAACAAGGACAGACUGGCCGAGCUCCAGAGGGCACAGGGCAACCUCAAGGCACAGCAGGAAGAGGUGUCUCGGCUGAAAAAGGAGCUGCUGGUGUGUGGUGAGGAAAGAGACAGCGCUCAGUUGGAGAGAGACCUGCUCAGCAGCCGCCUCAAACGCCUGGAGAGCGAACUGGAAACGGAGAAGAGCAGCCACACCGACCGCGCCAGGGAGAUCAGGGGCCUGGAGGAUAAGAUUAAGGCACUGGAGAUAGAGCUGGAUGAGGAGAGGAGCGGUGUGGAGCUUCUGAAUGACCGCAUCACACGAAGCAGAGAACAGAUCGAUCAGCUUCGUUCAGACCUGAUGCAGGAACGUUCUGCAAGACAUGACCUGGAGAUGGAUAAGAGUGCACUAGAGAGACAGGUGAAGGAGUUGAAAUCCCGUGUGGCAGACAUGGAGGGGCAGACCCGACCGACAGCUGGUAUCACCCUGCUGGAAAACAAAGUGCAGGAGCUGGAGGAAAGGCUACGCAGUGAAGAGAGAGAGAAGGCCAGCAUCCAGGCCUCUCAGAGACGGAUGGAGAGGAAGCUUAAGGAACUAAAUGCCACUCUGGACCAGGAGAGAAACCAACAUGCUGAGCAAAGAGACCAGCUGUCUCUGCGUGUGAAGGCCUUGAAGCGGCAGGUGGACGAGAGCGAGGGAGAGGUGGAGCGACUGGAAGGCGUCCGCCGGAAGGUUCUCCGGGACCUGGAGGAGCAACAGGAGCUCCAGGAGGCCCUGCAGGCCAAGGUCUCAGCGCUGGAGGCCGAGCUUAAGCGAAAGGUGCAGCAGACGCGUCGUCCGGCUCUGGGCUCCUCCAACUUCAGCUCUGAGGAGGACGACGGCCUCUUUGACACCGGCAGCAUCUCCGACAUCCUCAAUGAGAGCCAUCUACAGACCACCAACUGCUAGGGAUGGGGGGGGGGGGAUAACUAGAGCACUAGGUGAAUAGUGGGAUAUGAGGGGAAAGGGCGAGCUUAGACUGGAAAAAGAAAGCAUGUUCAAUGUUUUGGGCACAAAAACACGAUUUUUUUUUUUAAGCUAGAUAGUCAGAGACUGGUGCCCAUGGACUUGAAGAAACAAAGUCUUAUGAGGGACUAAGUUGCCAAGCACUGCAAAAUUAGAACAAUAGCUGUAGUGUAAUAUAGCUCCAAAAGAAACAGAAUAACGUCAGAAAAAUUAGAUUACCUUCUGAUACCUCGUGCUGUGAUUGCUCCACUGUUUACUUUCAUUUCCUGUCUGUCUGAAAAUACGAAUUAACUUCUUCCCUCAGUUACAUUGAGGAGGAUUAUUAAAAAGUACACUGGGAAAUACAGGUUAAUCACUGUGCUUCAACUUGACUCACACUCCCAACAAGGAUUUUUACUCUACGUCAUUAAAGAAACCGUGGGUGGGACUUUGAAACGUCAUUUCUCUUUCGGCGCCGUGUGAAAGUCGAGAAUUUUACCACUUUUUGUUUCCCGGCAUUGCACAAUUUGCCCAUUUAGAUUGCUCUUGAAACACAAAUAAUACUUGCAUACGUUUUGAUAUUUUGCUCUUGGCUCCAACGUGUUGUUUCUCCCGAGGUAGGUAUUGGCUGGGGCAUGAUAAGUUGCAUACAUUGUCAGCAGUUCUGUGUUAACUGUGUGAUUCGAGACAUGUUCAUAUGCUGCCUCCCGUUUCUACUGGACUGUGACAACUUCUUAAAACUGAGCUUGUAUCUUGACACUGUUAGACACGUGCACACAAGACAAUCAGAUAGACUGUGGCACCGCUUAUCCUCACAGGUGAAAAUGCUCCGAAGUUUUCCUACUUCAGCAAUUUGUAUUUUUUGGAGGUCUUUGUGUUUGUAUUAGAGCAUGUUGUCACUUGGAUGCCUUUUAAAGAAGCUGUUUCGUUUCCAGUCGGUGUUCUUGUGAUGGCUGACAGAUCUUCAUACGCUGCUGUAAUGAUUUCAUUAGUGUUUCACGUGCUUGUCUCUGCUUGAAUUCAGCUUGGCUGUACAUUCCUACUGAAGGAGUCAUUUAUUCAGAGGGACUCUCGUACGUUUUCUCCCCACGUUUCACCUGCCUUUUGCCAUUGUUGAAUGAUAAUCCUUAAAUUAUAUUUUAACUAUAUUAUUACCUUUUUUGACAUGCCACUUUGAAAAUGUAUUUUUGAGCAACUUUAAGAAAAUAUGUUUGAGCAUACAAAAAAAAUAAAGAUGUUUAACAAUUUGC
This is a messenger RNA of Lampris incognitus (smalleye Pacific opah), 5132 nucleotides long. RefSeq names its product cingulin b (gene cgnb). The transcript is spliced from 21 exons. Gene Ontology annotation, cellular component: myosin complex. NCBI's taxonomy places the organism in Eukaryota, Metazoa, Chordata, Actinopteri, Lampriformes, Lampridae. The record is from RefSeq and is a predicted model, not a curated record. The coding region runs from base 172 to 3846 and encodes 1224 amino acids.